Leguminivora glycinivorella is the source of this 1156-nucleotide messenger RNA. RefSeq lists its product as uncharacterized. The record is from RefSeq and is a predicted model, not a curated record. The transcript has 2 exons. The coding region runs from base 25 to 1050 and encodes 341 amino acids. Lineage: Eukaryota; Metazoa; Arthropoda; Insecta; Lepidoptera; Tortricidae.
UGUUUUUUUCAGAGAUUUUUCGCGAUGUCUAAUAAAUGGAAUGAGGACGAAACAUUAAAAUUCGUUCAAUUAUAUAGAGAGCAUGAGUGUUUGUGGGAUAAGCGUUGCGAUGCUUACAAAAAUAAACAAAUGCGUGCUUCGGCACUAGAAGUCUUGCGCGAUGGGAUGAAUAAAGGACUGACCAUUAAUGAUAUUAAAGCAAAAAUUAAGAGUCUUCGAAAUACUUACUAUUUGGAACUCGAUAAAAUUGAAAAAUCUACAAGAUCUGGGGCUGGGGGGAACGUUUAUAAGCCAAAGGCAAUAUGGUUUGAAGAAUAUGAUUCAUUUGUGAAGCCUGUUACAGUGAGGAGAAAAACAACAAAUAACACAGAAGUGUCAACUGACAAUGAAAAUGGGGUAGAAAAUGACUCUCAAGAGACUGAAGAGACACAACAACAGAGACAGCAUGAGACACGACAAGAGACACAACAAGAGCCAAGACAAGAGACACAACAAGAGACACGACAAGAUACACUACAAGAGACACAACAAGAGACACCACAAUUCACUCCACCCAUAAAGAAAGCUAAGCGUAGCAAAUUAUCACAACUAUCUGACAUGAUAAAAGAUCUGAGAAAUAUUAACGACGAUAACGCAAACACAUCCAUAUGCAGCGAAGAAACAGAUCUUGAUCUAUUUGGGAAAAGUGUCUCGGCACAAAUGAAAACAUUAUCAGAAGUACAGGCAGUCAUCGCUAAAGAAAAGAUACAGAGUAUAUUAACUCAAUGCAGGCUUACAGAUUUACAAGCCAAGAAUGCACAUUCCUAUGGUAAUCUACAAUCUCAAAAUAUGUCAUCUACUCAUUGGAAUCCUAGACAAGUUUUUACAAGCUUUCCAGUAUCUCAAACCUGUCUUCCUCCAGCGCAAAGUCCAACAGAUACAAGUUCUUCUUCCACGAGUUUCCAGUACAGCGAUAAUACAACUAUUUUUUCCCCAGUGACUCCAUAUAGUAAUGAUAGUCAGGACGAAAAUGAACAAGAUUUGAUACAAUUUGCUUUCAAUAAUGCGUAAAAUGAUUAGUUUUUUGAUUUAAAUACAGUUGUGUACCUUACCAACCUAUCUGAUUUAAUACAGCUGUGUACUUAUUAGAUUUAAUUAGAAAUAAACACUUACCUUA